GCCCGCGGGAGCGGGAAGAUGGCGGCGGGCAGCGGCGGCGGCACCGGGCCGGGAGCGGGGCCCGGCGGAGGCCCUGGGGCCCGCAGGGGCAGCGCGGGCCGGGACGCGGAGGCCGAGGUUUGGUGCCGGCGGGUGCGGGAGCUGGUGAGCGCGGUUCCCGCCAACCGGCUCUGCUUCGAAUGCGGCCAGCGCGGCGUCACCUACGUGGACAUCAGCGUGGGCAGCCUCGUGUGCACCGGCUGCUCGGGGGCGCUGCGGGGACUGAACCCCCCCCACCGCGUCAAGUCCAUCUCCAUGACGACGUUCAGCGAGGCCGAGGUGCUGUUCCUGCAGGCGCACGGCAAUGAGGUAAGGCGGCGGCCGUGGGGGUCCUGCCCUCUCCGUCCCACCCUGCCCCCAUCCCCACG
This is a messenger RNA of Pyrgilauda ruficollis (rufous-necked snowfinch), 407 nucleotides long. RefSeq names its product arf-GAP domain and FG repeat-containing protein 2-like. The annotation marks the transcript as partial. The transcript has 2 exons. The record is from RefSeq and is a predicted model, not a curated record. NCBI's taxonomy places the organism in Eukaryota, Metazoa, Chordata, Aves, Passeriformes, Passeridae. Gene Ontology annotation, molecular function: GTPase activator activity.